AUGGCCACUACAGGCGUGUCCAUCACGCCUGCUCCUGUGGCCGCGGCACUCCCACCGUUGGCCCUCGCACCGGCGCCCUCUUUAGCCUCCAAGGCACCAUCUGCAGCACCCUCGCCGGGACCGGCCACUCCCGGCUCGGUAACUUCCAAAGAAUGGGUGAUUCCACCCCGCCCCAAACCAGGCCGGAAGCCUGCCACGGACACGCCGCCCACCAAGCGUAAAGCCCAGAACCGGGCGGCUCAGAGAGCGUUCCGCGAACGCCGCGCUGCCCGUGUCUGCGAACUCGAGGAGCAGAUCAAGGAGAUCGAAGACGACCACGAUAAUCGUGUGGCCGAACUGAAUGAGAAGAUUGGCAAUCUGUCGCGAGAGGUAGAACAGUGCCGUGAGGAGAUGAAUUGGUGGCGGGACCGAUCCCAUGCUUUGGAGAAGGAAGUGUCCAUCGAACGAAGCGCCAAGGAGUCUCUCGUGAGAGAAUUCCGCUCCUCCCUCGCCGGACCUAAUGCCGGAAAAUCCUCGACCAUACCAGACUCUGUGCCUUUGCCGCCACGGUCGCGUCCUUCGACGCGGGGCUCCCGCAUGGAAGACGUGCAACCGACCAGCCCUGACCACAACAGGAAAGAAGGACAAGAGAACGUCCCUUUGGGAUGCAGCAACUGCUCAUCGACACACUGUCAGUGUAUUGAAGAUGCUUUUGCCAUGCCCAUUGACUCGCACGCGUCCUCUCACUCGAAGUACCCGCCUCACGGUGUGGGCAGUGCCAACACCGAACCCGACAUCAAGCCGGACCCGGAGGAGAUGGAGAUUGAUUUUACGUCUCGCUUUGCCGCUGCUCCUGCUCAAACAAGUUUAAGAUCCAACAACUCCAACUCCACCUCCAACUCUAACAAUAACAAUAACAACAACAACACAUCUUCGCCACCUGUCGACCCCUGUGGGUUCUGCCAGGAUGGCACGCCAUGCAUCUGCGCCGAAAUGGCCGCACAGGAACAGACCCGCGGCCGGCACAACUCCUUCGAGAACCCGCGUCUCGCACCCAUCCAGUCUCUCUCCCAAUUUACACCUCCCCCAUCAGACGGUGACGUCCGCUCCGAAGUCACCCUCCCACCAAUCAGCCAAGCGACCAACCCCUGCGCCAACGGCCCCGGCACCUGCGCCCAGUCAGCGAGCGGAACUCCAACGGGAGGAGGCUGCUGCGGCGGAAAGGGAGCGGACGGCGGCUGUUGCAUGUCCCGCAGCAGCAAUGCCCCCGCCACAACGACCACCAACCGUAACAACCCGGCGACCAUCCCUGCGCUCGCUGCCGCCUCCAUGUCUGCUUCGCCGUCCCUAACCCUGACCUGUGCGGAUGCAUUCACCACUCUUUCUCGGCACCCGAACUUCUCGCGUGCAAGCGAUGACAUUUCCACCUGGCUGCCUAAGCUGAAUACCCUUCCUAACCCACGCGACCUCCCUGUGGCACCAGAUGGUCGCGAUCGCGCCGCGAUGGAGGUCGAGGCUGCUAGCGUGAUGGGUGUGCUACGCUACUUUGACCGCCGAUUUGCCGAGAAAUAG
Penicillium lagena is the source of this 1551-nucleotide messenger RNA. It is a transcript of the gene hapX, whose product is annotated as bZIP transcription factor HapX. The transcript is spliced from 2 exons. Gene Ontology annotation, cellular component: nucleus; RNA polymerase II transcription regulator complex. Lineage: Eukaryota; Fungi; Ascomycota; Eurotiomycetes; Eurotiales; Aspergillaceae. The record is from RefSeq and is a predicted model, not a curated record. Bases 1 to 1551 code for a protein of 516 amino acids. Gene Ontology annotation, molecular function: DNA-binding transcription activator activity, RNA polymerase II-specific; transcription cis-regulatory region binding.